Messenger RNA from Cucurbita moschata (crookneck pumpkin), 1762 nucleotides. RefSeq names its product lysosomal Pro-X carboxypeptidase. The transcript is spliced from 11 exons. Gene Ontology annotation, molecular function: serine-type exopeptidase activity; dipeptidyl-peptidase activity. Lineage: Eukaryota; Viridiplantae; Streptophyta; Magnoliopsida; Cucurbitales; Cucurbitaceae. The coding region runs from base 103 to 1605 and encodes 500 amino acids. Gene Ontology annotation, biological process: proteolysis. The record is from RefSeq and is a predicted model, not a curated record.
GAUUCCAAAUGAAGACCGAACUCCGACAAUCUUUUAUGCUCGUCCGCACAUGGCAGUUGGCGCAUAAAAUCCAAACUCCACACAACUUCACUCUCUGCAACAAUGGCGUCUCCAUCCACUUCCCUGUCUCUUUUCCUCUUCCUUUUCCUCCAUUUCUCUUCUUCCUUCUCCAAAACUUCCUCUGUCUUCUCUUCCCUCCUCCUCCGCCCUCAAACUCCCCCAAUCGAUUCCCUCCGCCACUACCGCACCGCCUUCUUCACUCAGAUCCUCGACCACUUCAACUUCAAUCCUCAAAGCUACCAAUCCUUCCAGCAGAGGUAUCUCAUCAACGACACCUAUUGGGGCGGCGCUGUUGAGAACGCUCCGAUCUUUGUCUACACCGGCAACGAAGGUAAUAUCGAAUGGUUUGCACAGAACACCGGUUUCAUUCUCGAAUCCGCUCCAAAAUUCCGCGCGCUUGUCGUGUUCAUCGAGCAUAGGUUUUACGGGAAAUCGAUUCCGUUUGGGGGAGAUGAAGAUGUGGCUAAUAGGAAUUCGAGUACGCUUGGAUUUUUAAGCUCGACGCAGGCGCUGGCGGAUUAUGCAACUCUGAUAACUGAUUUGAAGAGGAAUUUGACGGCGAUUGAUUCGCCGGUUGUGGUGUUUGGAGGUUCCUAUGGAGGAAUGCUGGCAGCAUGGUUUAGAUUGAAAUACCCCCACGUCGCCAUUGGAGCUAUAGCAUCAUCGGCUCCCAUUCUCCAAUUUGAAAACAUUACUUCACCUUAUUCCUUCAACAAUAUCAUCACCCAAGAUUUCAAGAGUGAGAGUCAGAAUUGUUACAGAGUGAUUAAGGGGUCGUGGCAGCAGAUUGACAUGGUUGCAAACCAACCAGGAGGGCCCCAGUUGCUUCGCAAAUCUUUCAAAUUUUGCAAACCGGCAGACUCCCAAUCGAUUCAAAAUUGGCUCUACACGGCCAUUUUGUACACGGCGAUGACCGAUUAUCCCACGCCAUCUAACUUUUUAAACCCGUUGCCUGCUUACCCGGUAAAACAGAUGUGCAAGGCGAUUGACGAUCCCACGACUGGGAACGACACGUUUGCAAAGUUGUACGGUGCAGCUAACGUCUACUAUAACUACACUGGGACUGCCACGUGUUUUGAUCUGGACGAUGAUUCGGAUCCUCACGAUCUUGGAGAUUGGACUUGGCAGGCUUGUACGGAGUUAAUAUUGCCAACAGGGGCUAACACAGAAGAUAGCAUAUUUCCAGCUUCAACAUGGCACUAUGCAGAUCGAGUCCAUUACUGCAAAAGUUUAUUUGACGUGGAGCCUCGCCGUUUUUGGAUCACCACACACUUUGGCGGCUUUAAUAUUGAGAGAGUUUUAAAGAGGUUUGGAAGCAACAUAAUUUUCUUCAAUGGAUUGAGAGAUCCUUGGAGUGGUGGAGGCGUGCUGAAAAACAUAUCCUCAAGCAUAAUAGCUAUUGUGGCAAAAGAAGGAGCUCAUCAUGUAGACUUGAGAUUCUCAGAUCCCAAUGAUCCAAAAUGGGUGAAAGAUGUGAGAAAGCAGGAACUCAACAUCAUUCAGGAUUGGCUUUCCCAGUAUUACCUGGACUUGGCCCAAUAUUAAAGCUCAUUGGGCCUUUUACAAUGACUGUAUUGGAUAGCAAACUUGGUGGAGAAGCAUCAGCUAUUGCACUUGAUUUGGAAGGAGAAAUUUAAACUAAUGUGGCUUCAAUAACCCGCUCCAGGUAAAUAAAAAUAUUCUUGCUUGGUGUAUGUUAACA